UUAUGUUUCAUCUUCACGCGAAUGUGUGUCAUUGCUAGCAGUAUUGAUGCUGCAACUACUUGGUGUAGCCUUAGAAUUUUUUUUUUCACCGUUGCUAAAUAUAAUAUUUAAAAACUGUGCUUUUUUGUACCCUGUGAAUUUAUAUUCGUAAUCUGGAUUUAUUCAUUACAAUCAGUGUGAGAGAGAGAGUUUUCGAUGUACAGUAGCAAACAAUUCUUCAAGAAAAUUAAACAUUUGUUGACAAACAAAUAUGUGUAAAUUAAGAUUUAAUGUUUUAAAUAAAUUGAUAUAAAUCUUUUCACCGCAUAUCUGUGACUCCCGAAACGUGUCUUAGUUAACUGUAGUGUGAAUUCAUCUCCGCGAAAGCUCAAGGCAGUUUUGUUAUAGAUUCAAUGACAUUUAUCAUUCGAGUAACUCAGCCACUUUACAUUCACAGACAACAGAACAACAAAGAAAGAACUAUUUUAAAAAAAAAACAGAAAAAAAGAUAAAAAGAAGAUACAAUGGGAGCAACAGCAAUUUUCUCACUACUAACAGUAGCAGUCUUUGCCCAGUCAACCUUUGCCUAUGAGCUUCUGUUGGGCAGCAGAGCAGGUGAGUCAUGAGUUCAUUAAGAUACAAAAAUAAUUCGUUAAGUGAGUGUUUAUAAUCUGUUUUUGAACAACAAGAACAUAUUUUGUUCACCAUGUGUUGUUACUUGCUCGAUUUUAUACCUUAGAGAUGUGGUUUUUCCUACCCUAGAGAAACAGUAUUUCAUACCCAAAAGAUAUAGUAUUCCAUACCCUAGAGAUAUAGUAUUUCAUACCCUAGAUAUGUAGUAUUUCACACCCUAGAGUUAUAGUAUUCCAUACCCUAGAGAUAUAGUAUUUCAUACCCUAGAGAUAUAGUAUUUCAUGCCCUAGAGAUAUAGUAUUUCAUACCCUAGAGAUAUAGUAUUUCAUGCCCUAGAGAUAUAGUAUUCCAUACCCUAGAGAUAUAGUAUUUCAUGCCCUAGAGAUAUAGUAUUCCAUACCCUAGAGAUAUAGUAUUUCAUGCCCUAGAGAGAUAGUAUUCCAUACCCUAGAGAUAUAGUAUUUCAUGCCCUAGAGAUAUAGUAUUUCAUGCCCUAGAGAUGUAGUAUUCCAUACCCUAGAGAUAUAGUAUUUCAUGCCCUAGAGAUAUAGUAUUCCAUACCCUAGAGAUAUAGUAUUUCAUGCCCUAGAGAGAUAGUAUUCCAUACCCUAGAGAUAUAGUAUUUCAUGCCCUAUAGAUAUAGUAUUCCAUACCCUAGAGAUAUAGUAUUUCAUGCCCUAGAGAUAUAGUAUUUCAUUACAUAAAACUAUAGUAACUACAAUCAGGUAAGCAAAAGAUGUGCCUGGGGCAAUUUAGGCGCCCUCUUCCCAUAAACAUAUAGAAGAAUACAACUAUUGUUCAUGACAAGGGAUUUUGUCGCCCACUAAGAUGGCGCACGGGUCGGGUGCCUCUUUCACCCCCCACCCUUUUCACAACCGUAAUAAAAUUCUAUAUAGCAUCUCCUUAUUCCUUUCAUUGUCCACUCUCUGACCACAGAUUACAACGCUUUGUGCACCUCCCCUGAGAACAACCAGGUUGUUGGAUUGCCCGCCAGUGCCUGUGACCUUACGAAAUACAUCGUCUGCUGGAAAGGUCAUUAUGAUGAUUAUCUUAACGAGUACUGACACGAAUGAUUGACAUACACAUUUGUAUUUUAUGGGUUAUUUUCAAUGAACUGUUCCAAUUAAAUUUUAUUAUGGAUAUUUGAAUAAUAGACCAUCAUCUUUCUAGUAUUAAAAGACCAAAGGUAAAAAACAUAAAAUUUAAAUUACAUUAAUUAUUAAUACUGAGUAUUGAAAACGGGAUUUAUCGAAUACAACAAUACGAUAUUUUUAACUGGCGAAAAGAAGUGUUUAGAAUGCCCCUUACAAUAAUCCUGAAAAAUCUAGUUCUUACAUUUCCUUAUUUAAGGCAUUAAAAUAAACAAUUAUUUUUUUUAUUUUUUUUAAAGAUUCAAAAUAAUAAAAUAUAAAAAAUCAAUCAAUCUUGGCAAUGAUCAAUAGAGUUGAGAAUGUAAUAAUCCAAAAAUCAAAAUAUAACUACAAUUACUGAAAUAUGAUUUACUCCAUGCUAUUUAACUACAUAAUCUACAAUUUACAAAUUACAGGACAGGCAGCCGUUGUAAUGGACUGUCAAGUUGGCUACAGAUUUAAUAACAGAACUACCUGGUGUGAACUUAAAGAAAAUGUUCCACUUCCAAACGGAUGCUCCGAGACGACCGUACCCAAAACUCCAAGUAAGUUCAUGUCAUUGGUGGCCAAGUAAGUUCAUGUCAUUGGUGGCCAAGUAAGUUCAUGUCAUUGGUGGCCAAGUAAGUUCAUGUCAUUGGUGGCCAAGUAAGUUCAUGUCAUUGGUGGCCAAGUAAGUUCAUGUUAUUGGUGGCCACGUAAGUUCAUGUCAUUGGUGGCCAAGUAAGUUCAUGUUAUUGGUGGCCACGUAAGUUCAUGUCAUUGGUGGCCAAGUAAGUUCAUGUUAUUGGUGGCCAAGUAAGUUCAUGUUAUUGGUGGCCAAGUAAGUUCAUGUCAUUGGUGGUUAAGUAAGUUCGUGUCAGCGGCGGAUCCAGUAAAUAGGAAUGUGUUUGACACUAUUAUAAAUGAUGUUCUCCGAUGUGUCUAAAUACUCCGCCUGAGAAAAUUGGUAUAAUGCAAGACAGGUUAAUGAGCCCACAACAUUUACGAUUAGAACAGUUAAAUGGUGAGACAUUGCAAGCUUUUGAAACAUAACAUUUUAAUAUCAAUAUUUUUCCCUAGCUACUUGCGAGCAGAAUGGUCCCGGAUAUAUGCCUGCUCCAAACACCUGCAAAUUCUACGUCUGGUGUGUACAAGGGGGUUACAACUACACUCUACCAUGCCCCAAGUAGGUCACAUUGAUGUAUUCAAUAGCAUUGUUAAAUAAUGGAACAGUUAACAGAAAGAGUGUGCUUCAAUUGAAACACAGGCAACAAUACAAAAGGAAUCAAAACCCCAUGGAUGCAAUGAACCCGGUGAUGGCCGGUAUAAGUUCAUGUCAUUGGUGGCCAAGUAAGUUCAUGUCAUGAACCCGAUGAUGGCCGGUGUAAGGUCAUGUCAUUGGUGGCCAAGUAAGUUCAUGUCAUGAACCCGGUGAUGACCGGUAUAGGUCAUGUCAUUGGUGGCCAAGUAAGUUCAUGUCAUGAACCCGGUGAUGACCGGUAUAAGUUCAUUUCAUUGGUGGCCAAGUAAGUUCAUGUCAUGAACCCGGUGAUGGCCGGUAUAAGUUCAUGUCAUUGGUGGACAAGUAAGUUCAUGUCAUGAACCCGUGAUGGCCGGUAUAAGUUAAUGUCAUUGGUGGCCAAGUAAGUUCAUAUCAUGAACCCGGUGAUGACCGGUAUAGCCGGCUAAAAGUUGAAGAAUAUUAUGUUAGUGUUUCAACUUAAAAAUCACAAAAAAAUAUGGCCAUAGCAUCCAUCUUCGUCUAUAUAAGUUUUACAACAUAAUAAUUACAUAUGUUGGUCCGCCCUGCUGCAAAGACGCGAGGUGCCAAUUCGUGAACUGCUGUUCACCGACGAUGCCGCCUUAACAUCACACACAGAAGAAGGUCUGCAGCGGUUAGUUAAUCGCCUCUCAUGCGCAUGUAACGAGUUUGGACUGACCAUUAGUCAAGGCACAACUGAGUCCCCUCCAAACAUAACUAUUAAUGGGCAUGAUCCGUCAGUAAUUGAUAAUUUCACAUACAGUAUCCCAUAUUAUAAGCCACAGGUAAUCUUAGGCGUUAAUGAAGGUAUCAGCAGGGGGAGAUCAUUCUUGUUAAAAUUAGUUAAAGUAAAGUAAGCUUCUGUUUCCCUUUAACUGCAGCCUAAAGUAGUUCACAACAAACAUUACAUAGGGUUAUGGGUUGCUACUUGACUAAUAAAUAUCUUUAUAAACGUCAGUACUGGAGCUACAAUCUCACCUCCUCGCUUUUUUAGAAGGGGCCAGAUUAGGAGGGCUGAAAAAAAAAGGGGUGGGGUGCUGAGACAGUUAAAGUAACAAGGGCGCAGUGUUAUGCGUAGCUGGACCCCCAACAAAAGUGAUACAUACACUGAUUGUUUUAUAUCACCAUGGCUCGAUCGGUCUAUUUAUAGCAACUGACAACAUAUUAAUAAUAAUAAUAAAGUUCAUUUAAAAAACACGCUUCAUCCCCAAAGGCUCGAAGCGCGGUACAAAGUCAACAAAAAACAUAUCUAUAAUUCACCACAUUUAAAACAAACGCAACACUACAAAAACUAAUUACAAGCAUACAAUAUCAAAGUCUUUCUAGCCAUUUCAACCCGGAGCAACACAGCAACACAUGGAAAAUAAGGUAGACAAUCAUCCCAGAAGGUAUUUGCGAAAUAGAUGUGUCUUUAGAUCGGUUUUAAAGGACUCCAGUGUCUGGUUGUUUCUAAGAUCGACAGGAAGGGCGUUCCAAAUUGUUGGACCAGCAAAUGCGAAAGUGCGCUUUCCGUAAGUCUCAAGGCAAACACGUGGUGUCGAGAGUUUGCCACUAUCGGAUGAGCGGAGCUCUCUACUGGGUACAUAAGGCGUCAGCAGCUCUUUCAGAUAGGACGGCGCCAGGUCAUGUAAGCAGCGGUAGCACAAAGUUGCGAUUUUGUACUCUAUGCGAGCACGCACCGGCAGCCAAUGCAACUCUCUCAGAAGUGUUUUUGCAUGGUCGAAUUUGCGUUUGCGGAGAACUAUGCGAGCCGCAUUAUUCUGUGCUAUUUGAAUUUUAUCCAGGAGCGUAGCUGGAAGACCCACCAUGAGAGCAUUGCAAUAGUCCAUGCGUGAUAGCACAAAUGCAGACAUCAGCCUCUUUGUUGUAUCAAUAUUCAAUUGAAUAUUCCCCAUCGUUGAUCCGAAAAUACUAAUCAAGGGUAGAAAGUGCAAGGGGUGUGUGUGUGGGGUGGAGAGAUGGCCGUCUGCAAACACACUAAAUGAUACGAUCUGAAAUCAAUUGGAGCUCCAGAAAUAAUUACAAGCGUUAAAAAUAGUUUCUCAAAUUUGAGUAGUUUGUAUUUUUAAAUUGCUAAUUUUUUUUUUUCUUACAAAUCUUAAUCGUCUUCACAGAUUGUCCUUUUUCAUUCAUCGCUUGGCGACAUUUGUGUACAUCACUGAACCCUACAGAUACCAAAUGUUAGACUCUGAGUACGAUGAAUGUAUGAGGAAAGACCCUUACACCGUAAGUAGUGUUAUUACGUCAUGUACUAUUGUGUUGUAAUCGGGCGGUACAAAGCCUAUGUAGUGUUCUUCUGACACGUACAACAGUGUUGAAUUGGGGCGCUUAGAAAUGACAUGUUGUGGACUUUGACUUGUUGGUGUGCGGGGCCGCAAGGGAUCAAUAGUUAGGAUAUGGUUUGCGUGGGAUCAAUUAUAAGAAUAUGAUUUGCAUGGGAUCAAUUGUUAGGAUAUGGUUGAUAUGGAGUAAAUAGUUAGGAUACGGUUUACAUGGGAUAAAUAGUUAGGAUAUGGUUUACAUGGGAUAAAUAGUUAGGAUAUGGUUUACAAGGGAUAAAGAGGAUAUGGUUUGAUCAAUAGUUAGGCUAUUGUUUGCACGUUAGAAACUUAUCACAAAAUCAAAAUUCAUUAUACAAAAAUUCUAAUGUUUCAACAAUUCGAUAGAUAAAUUUGCAUGUUAUUAGUUUAGCACAUUUUUCAAAAUAAAAAAUGAAAAAUACCACUCUAGCUUACAUAUGUCUUUUACGUCUAUAAAUAUUUGUCUUCAAGUUACUAUCCUAGUGUCUCAUUUUUUAUUUUGCUUAGUUUACAUGUUUUUAAUAAUUGUAAAGCGCUUAGAGCUUUAAGGUAAACGCUAUAUAAAAAAUGCUUAAAUAAAUAAAUCAAAACAAUCUUACGACUUUGGUGUCCGUGGUCUGUCAGGUUUCAUCACAGAUACCCCGCACCUAGUUACACUUAAAUCUGGACUCAGAUACCCCACACCUAAAUUUGAACUCAGAUACCCUGCACCUAGUUAAACCCAAAUCUGAACUCAGAUACCCCGCACUUUAUAGUUAACCUAAAUCUGGACUCAGUUACCCCACACCUAGUUACACCUGAAUCUGGACUCAGAGACCCGCCACCUAGUUACACCUGAAUCUGGACUCAGAGACCCGCCACCUAGUUACACCUGAAUCUGGACUCAGAUACCUCACACCUAGUUACACCUAAAUCUGGACUCAGAUACCUCACACCUAGUUACACCUGAAUCUGGACUCAGAUACCCCACACCUAGUUACACCUAAAUCUAGACUCAGAUACCUCACACCUAGUUACACCUGAAUCUGGACUCAGAUACCCCACACCUAGUUACACCUGAAUCUAGACUCAGAUACACCGCCACCUAGUUACACCUAAUGCUGGACUAACCAAUUUCUUGGUAGUUUAUCACAUCCAUUUCUAUACCGAGGCAUAACAAAAUGAACAAACGACCAGAGCUGUCACAUUUGUUGUUUGUUCAUGAAGCGUUCAAUCAGCUUUUGAUGCCACUGAAAGUCUGAACUGAUUUUGAGACGAAUUUCUACCAUUUCAGGUUGAUGAGAUUGAAGGAAGAACUACAACACGCAGAGCUUAAAGCCACAAUCGCCCUGAACACAUUGUGCAUUCAUUUUUUUUUUAAUUUACAGUAAGCAAAAAAAUAUCAGUUUAAUGCCCCCCCAAAUAAUAAUAACAAAUAAAUUUUAAAAAUAAACAACAAACCAAAAAAAAAAAGAAGCCAAAAAAAAAAAUCUUUUAUUGUGUUUAAUUUGUUUUUUUUUUUUUUUUUUUUUUUUUUUUAAUUUAAAGAAAGCAAAAAAAAAACAGUUUAAAGCCCCCCCAAAAAAAAAAAAAAAAAAAAUUUUAAAAAAAAACAACAAACCAAAAAAAAAAAGAAGCCAAAAAAAAAAAGCUGGUACUGGCGUGAACGUGGCUUUAGUCUGUUUUUUUAAAAUCAGAAAGCCAAUGACAAAUUUUUUAUACUUCAAAACAAUAAAGACAUUUUUUUUGUAAAUGGAGUUAUUAAUCAUUCUUUGUAUUUUACGUCACUUUGUGUUUACGUCACUUUGUGUUUCACGUCACUUAGUGUUUCACGCCACUUUGUUGUUCACGUCACUUUGUGUUUCACGCCAAUUUCUGUUUCACGUCACUUUGUGUUUCACGUCACUUUGUGUUUCACGCCACUUUGUGUUUCACGUCACUUGGUGUUUCACGUCACUUUGUGUCGUACGUCACUUUGAAAAAAAUAAGAAAGAAAACAAAGACAAAAGUCAAAACAUCAACAGCACCACUGGUGGAUGAGACUCGGAAAUAUUCCUCGAAGAAGAAUGCAAACUCUGAAAUCAAACCCUGAAAUGGCGCUAUGACAUUGACACGAUGAAAUUUCCAUAGGAUCCAAUAGUCAAGGACUAGACAGUGAGGCUCUCCCCAACUUUACACAAAAUACAGCAAUGUCCAACGCUACAUUGUCUUAACAAUUUUUUUUCCUCCAUUAUUUGGUGAUCUUUUAGGUACAUUGUUUAUAACUAGCUUAAAGUGGCCAUUGAUCUAUUUAAUUUAAGUUAUUAGAUUGUGUUUGUCGCAAGAAGAAAAUACCUAUAUUUUUUAGUACAUUAACAUACUUUGCCUAAUUAUAUAAAAAAAACUGAAUCACUAUUUUUUCAAGUAGUUGUAAUUGUAUAUUUCUGUUGAUUCAGGUUAGUAAAAUGAGUGGUG
Molecule: messenger RNA, 7715 nt
Organism: Lymnaea stagnalis (great pond snail)
Lineage: Eukaryota; Metazoa; Mollusca; Gastropoda; Lymnaeidae
Source: the annotation of a GenBank genome assembly